AUCGCUGUCGCCCCCUGGAGCUUGGUGGAAUAAUGGCAAGUAGAAGAGCAUGGGGCGGCCCUAGAGCCGGCGUCCGGUAUUCCGGAUCCAGUGAAGAUUUCUGGGGAGAGCAAUAGAGACGCAGCUUGAGCUAGAAGGGCCGGAGCGGAGGCAAAUAAGGAGAUCCGUAGAUUGAGUGGCUAGAGAGGUCGGAGGUAAGUGGCUGUAGAAAUCGGGAGGACCCGGAACACAGACGCCUCGGGACCAUGACUUACGCGUAUCUCUUCAAGUACAUCAUCAUCGGAGACACAGGUGUGGGUAAGUCAUGUCUCCUGCUUCAGUUUACCGACAAGCGGUUCCAGCCUGUGCACGACCUCACAAUAGGUGUGGAGUUUGGAGCACGUAUGGUCAACAUCGAUGGAAAACAAAUCAAACUGCAAAUCUGGGAUACGGCUGGGCAAGAGUCCUUCCGUUCUAUCACCCGUUCCUACUACAGGGGAGCAGCUGGAGCCCUCCUGGUGUAUGACAUCACGAGACGCGAAACCUUCAACCACCUGACCUCAUGGUUAGAGGAUGCCCGCCAGCACUCCAGCUCCAACAUGGUUAUUAUGCUGAUUGGGAAUAAGAGUGAUCUAGAAUCUCGAAGGGAUGUGAAAAGAGAGGAAGGAGAGGCCUUUGCUCGGGAGCACGGCCUCAUAUUCAUGGAAACAUCAGCCAAGACAGCCUGCAAUGUCGAAGAGGCCUACAUUAAUACAGCCAAAGAAAUAUAUAGGAAGAUCCAGCAAGGUUUAUUUGAUAUCCACAAUGAGGCAAAUGGCAUCAAGAUUGGGCCCCAGCAGUCAAUUACCUCAGCAGUGGGACCCUGCUCCUCUCAGCAGAACUCUUCUGACAUAGGGCCUGACUCUGGCUGCUGCUGAAAACCUGGUCUGAACUCUUUGUUUUUCCUCUCCUGGAACAGCUUCAGAUCAACAGCUUAAAGAAAGAGGCCUUCCUUGCUUUGGCUGAGAGCAGCCUCUUUUCAGUGUGUGAUGUUUCAUCCUUCCACUUAAGACCUGAGGAGAAAAUUGGGCCCUUUCUGACCUGUCCUCUUUUAGGGACACGAGCAUUCUGCAUAUAUUACGGCUCUUUCAUCCUCUAGUUUCUAAAAUGUUAGAAUCAAAGUUGGUUGUCACAGUAGUUAAAAACCAAACAACUUACUAUCAGUAUCUAUUUGCUAGGUGUUAUGGCACAUACCCAUAAUUCCAGCACUCAGGACUUUUGGCAGAAGGAUUGCUAGGAGUUUCGAAGUCAGUCUGGGCCACAUAAGUUUCACUAGGCCAUCUGUCUAAAAAAAAACAAAAAGAAAAGAGAAAGAAAGGAAAAAAUAAACAUAUCUGUUCCUCAUCCAAUUUUUAGUAACUAAGGUGAAGGAUAUUCUGAUUGAACAUUUAGAAUUAAGGAUCUGAAUAGCCUGUGGAUGAUAGAUCUAUACAUAGUAGUUUCAUUGCAUUUAUUUCCUUGCCUUGGAAACCUGCUUGUCAUUUCAUAAGAGUUCCUAUAGAAGCCGAGUGCCUCUAUACUGUCUCCUUGCUAGUUUCUUUUUAUUUAGUAUGUGUGUGUACAACCUUAAGCACCAUUCCUUCGGAGCCAGGCACAUUGGGCCCCAUAUCUCUUACUGGGACCUGGAGCUCCAUGCUUAGGCUAGCUAGGCUUGCUGGCAUUUUUCAUUGCUAGUUCUGUUUCUUAACUACAGAACUUUGAGAGCAGUGGAGUUGGUACUAGACCUGUUGCCACAUACCCUUACCUAAGGAAACAUUAAUUCUUCGUUUUGCUUAAAGGACCAGUUCUAGCAUUACAGUUUGUUUCACCAAAUUCCUCUCUAUUGUUUCAUCAUUCUUUCUCCAUUUAUGUGUCUGUGUGUGUGUCUGUGUGUGUGUGUCUAUGUGUGUGUGCACACAUGCACACAUGUAAGCAUGUGUACAUGCCCUGAAGAUUAAGAUAGGUUCUUAAACAUGCUAGGUAAGUGCUGUACCACUGAGCUGUACCCUCAGGAGCCUUUCUCUUUUACUUUUUGUUUUAAGACAAGUUGCCGAGGCUGGCCUUGAACUUGGCAGGCCUUAAACUUGGGAUCCUGAGGCUUCAGACUCCCAGGUAGCUGUGCAUUCUCCCUAACCAGAUUUAUUAGACUUUUACUCUAAUCAAGCUAAGUAGUUACUGACUAUGACAUAUUUAUUCCAACUUCUGUACCUUUGCACAUGCUCUGCCCUCUUACUCUCUCCUAACAUUAUACUGACACCGUUUUCUUUUAGGAAAUCCUCACUGACCUAGGGAGCCCUAAGCAGUUGUUAACACAAUACUUCUUAGCAUUCCUAUGUUAUUCAUAUGCAUAUUUAUUUGUAUGUGAUUUACUUUGUAAAUAUGUUUUGUAGUGGGUUUUUUUGAGAGGGUGAGGGGGGAGCGUCUGUCUCAUAUAGGUUGUAAGCUCUCUGAGAGCAGGUCCCUGUUACCCCAGUCCAUCUCACCAUUCCCUUACUGUACCCUGUGUAACUCAUGAUCUGGAAUUUGACAUGCUUUAAAACUUAAGACUUUAGAAGAAACAAAAGGCCCUAGAGUUGUCUCUAUGUAAUAGUAUCCUGGUUUUUCCCAUCUCCUUAUGCUGGAUUCUUACUGCUCUUCUGUCCCACCUCACUGUCACUGCCCCCAUUCUGUGCAGCCUACAGUUAGAAUGCCUGCUACUCAGAUAAGUAGGGACUUUUUACCCUCUCCUUAGAAUCUGUGACACCGGCAGCCCAGUCUGCCUCUGCUCCACUCCUCACGUCACCUCCUGGGACACUUGCUUUUUUACUUGUCUCAUUUUCUUUCACAGCAUUGAGGUCUCACCAAAUUUUCUAAUUUUUAUUGUUAAUGACCAUUUUCCUAUUAAAUAUAUGCAUGAUCCAA
Molecule: messenger RNA, 2898 nt
Organism: Grammomys surdaster
Lineage: Eukaryota; Metazoa; Chordata; Mammalia; Rodentia; Muridae
Gene: Rab2b
Product: RAB2B, member RAS oncogene family
Exons: 8
Coding region: 246-896 (216 amino acids)
Cellular component (GO): Golgi apparatus
Molecular function (GO): GTPase activity; GTP binding
Source: RefSeq, a predicted model, not a curated record